Molecule: messenger RNA, 1011 nt
Organism: Lactuca virosa
Lineage: Eukaryota; Viridiplantae; Streptophyta; Magnoliopsida; Asterales; Asteraceae
Source: the annotation of a GenBank genome assembly
AUGCCAACAACAAUCGCCGUUCUGAUUCUAUGCAUCUUUACGGUGGUGAUCAAUUGCCUGUCGUACGUGACGAUCGGAAGCACAGUGAAGAAACCAGAAGGAACAUGUUGCUCGGGGCUUAAAUCGGUGUUGAGAACAGACGCACUGUGUUUGUGUGAAGCGUUCAAAAACAGUGCGCAAUUAGGCACAUCGUUGAAUGCCACCAAAUCCCUAGCUUUGCCUUAUCUCCGUUCGUCUCUCGUUAAUCACUUACUUUCUUCAGGUUUUAACAGCGAGUUUAAGGAAAGAUUUUGGGGAACUCCUUGGUUAAAUUGUAAUUUAUUUUGACAGAGGCAACUUCUAUGACUUUACCUCUCUUGUUCGUGAACCGGAUGUUCCUGGUGAAAUAUAUGAAAGGAAAACAUUUCCUUUUGAAUAUUCUUCAGUUUAAAUGCCUUAUGAGACAUACAAUGGUGUCAAUGUGCGACUUAGAAAGAAGUUGCAAGCUCUGAACUGGAGAGUGGUGUUAUUAAUGUUGUACAUGAUAACCGAAUGAUUUCAUUCCUUUAACCAUGCCAAACAUGAUAACUGAAUGGUAAGGCCGAAAUGGCAAGAAUAAGCUUAAAGAUUUCAAAUAUUCUUUUAUAUCUCGAGACUAGGAUAGCUGAAUAUUUUCCCAGUUUAGACGAGAUGCUUCAAUCACAGGUCUGAACUUAGCAGUGAGAAACAGGCCACCAGCAGAUCCAACACCGCCAACUCCAAGAAUCAUAGGUAAUUUAUCUUUGAAGUAGCUACUUGAUGGAAUAUAUCAUAUUUGCUUAAAUGACAGUUAACCUUUUUUUUAGUCUCAUAUAUCUUAAUGCUUUUGGUAAUCAAGUUGCUGGAAGAUUUAACUGUUGUCUUACUGAAGAUUCUAAAGAGGUGGCAGUCUGCAAAAAUAUUUAUAAAUCUUGUAUAGAUAAUGUGAUUGGUUUCUCAUUGUUUAGGUUCUCACUUGAAACUACUGAUUUGACAGAUGUUCAAUAUGAUGUC